This is a messenger RNA of Sorghum bicolor (sorghum), 414 nucleotides long. RefSeq lists its product as uncharacterized. The coding region runs from base 1 to 414 and encodes 137 amino acids. Lineage: Eukaryota; Viridiplantae; Streptophyta; Magnoliopsida; Poales; Poaceae. The transcript has a single exon. The record is from RefSeq and is a predicted model, not a curated record.
AUGACCCAAAGAUGGAGGCCUACUGCAAGGAAGUACGCAAGGUUGAGGAUUGAGGACAAGUUCCACGACCUCGAGCUCAUUCAUGUCGCACGGCGAUACAAUGAAGCGGCCGACGAGCUUGCCAAGAUUGCAUCCACUCGAGGCACUGUCCCACUAGAUGCGUUUUCAAGGGACUUACUCGAGCCGUCUGUCGACCUAGGCGUGGGGGCUAGCUCCAAAACUUCCACUCCCAAGCCAGCCGACGCGAUCGAGGCCCUGCUGAUGGUGGCAGAAGUAAUGGAGGUCGAGCAAACCCCUCAACGACCCGGUCGACCAUUCGACUGGCGCACGCCCUUCCUCGAGUACCUGAUCUGGUGUGAAUUUCUAGAAGAUCGAGCUGAGGCCCGCCGUAUCGCUCGACGGGCCAAAUCAUAA